This is a messenger RNA of Eupeodes corollae, 3150 nucleotides long. RefSeq lists its product as uncharacterized. The record is from RefSeq and is a predicted model, not a curated record. The transcript has 6 exons. Bases 811 to 2535 code for a protein of 574 amino acids. NCBI's taxonomy places the organism in Eukaryota, Metazoa, Arthropoda, Insecta, Diptera, Syrphidae.
ACUAGUGCUUUUUAGAAAAAAAGCAAAACAUAUCUGUCUCAUAGCUUCUAAACGUCAAAUCGGCACUUUGGCUCAAUGACGUCUAAGAAAUCAACAGUAACAAUCAAACUUGUUCAUAUUUUUUUCAUAUGAGAGCUGUCAUUGAACCAAAGUGUUGGCUAGUUUGACAAUUUGGUAAAAAUCCCAUCUGUGUAUUUUCACAUUAUUAGUCAUGUUUUUAAUAACUUAUUUCUACUUCGUUUUUAUUUUCACAGUUUGCAUAUUAGGGGCUGGUUAUAGCGAUCAAGUUUUCACUCAAUUUAAUACCAAACUACAACAUGAAUCUAUGAUAGAAGACUCAAUGUAGAUUUUGUGAAAAACAAAAUACAAUUGAACAAUUAUUUUUUGUUAAAAAUGCAUUUAUUUUUUUUUUCCUGACACGAAAGAUUUAUUCGCUACACUUUUUCGGAAACUAUUUCGUUAGUACUAACAAUUUACUCAACCCUGGUCCCUAAUUACUAUAUAAUGUAUGUGUUUUCAUAUUUCGAUUCAGUUUGAAUUUGACAUCAACGAUAAACAUCGUGGUUGUGGUUCGCGUCAGUUGUUUAAAAAAAAAUGUUCUUUGUGGUUCGCGUCUAGUCGUAAAAAAACAAAUUUUGUGGUUGGCGGUAUAUUUUCAUUUAGAUACUAUUCAGUAUAUGUUUGAGAUUGUUAGGAAAAAGAUAGUGGUUGUGGUUCGCGUCUAGUCGUUUAAAAUAAAAAAAAAACAAAUUUUGUGGCUGGCGGCAUUAAAAAAAUUUAUAUAUAACAAAGAUUUCUGAAAUUGGAGACAUGGAAAAUUCAGGUGAGAGCUCCAAAGCAUUGGAGGAAAGUGAAAGUUUAAUAAUUUUUGAAGAAACAAUAGACACCGGAGAAACAAUGGAAUCAAUAGAAGCUGAUGGAAAUGGAGAAACUGAAGAAGCUGAGGAAAAUGGAGAAACUGAACAAACAAUUAAUGCUGGAGAACUGCAGCAGGCUUUGUACAAGUUAGUACCAAUUACGGAAUAUGAAAGUAGCAAUUUCAAAGAUGAUGAGGAAUUGAAACUCCUUUUAAAGAGUUGGGAUUGCCUUCAUAUGUACGAAUACUUGAUUGGUGAAAAUGUUUCUACAAAAAUUUUAAAAAUCAUAAAAGAGGUUCACGUAAAAAGCUUGCUAGCUGGUUUUAAACACGGUGACCGCAUACUUUUUGAAUACCAUUUGGAGAAAUGGCGUGAUGAGAUUGGCAUGCCUCUAUUACCAGGCAAUGAGCCACUCCACCCUGCUCUCCACUCCACUCCACCUUCUCCAUCGACAUCAAAUAGAUCAUCAAGAACUGCGUCACCCACACCAUCGCCCGAACCGGAUAAAAAUCUGAAUAUAAACUUGUCGGUAAUGCUUUCAGCAAAAAAACAUGGGCAUUCUAUUGUAGAAUACUACAAUACCCACAAAAAAUUUCAAACUGAACACCGACAACUACUCAUCGGUCUUGUGGCAGAGUAUUUUGAAGAAAACAGCAUUCCAUUGACGUUAAAAACCAGCUACAGAAUAGAAAGGGAGAUAUUGGACCGUUUUCCAACAGAAAAAUUGGAGUAUUACCGCACCGAAAAGCGAGGUAAAAUUUACACCAAACUCCACAACAUAAAAAGGCUGUACAAAACAUUAGAGCCGAAGAGGGUUAAAACAUCGCCAACCAAAGAAGUCGGAAAAUCGAAUAAACCGAUCUUAAUUCCAGAGCCCGAUGCACAAGCUUGUGUUAAAAGCUUAAAUUUUGACAAUUUAUCUGUUGAAGAAUUUGACAGUGUUUGGGAUGCAUGUGCCAAGCAUCGGCUUCUACAAAUACAAGCAUUAUCAACGCAGCAGGAAAUCUUUAAGGCAUGGCCGCAGUAUAAAAAUUUGAAUGGCUAUCGUUUGAUAGACAGAGAUUUCAAAGCCCUACACCCCGAAAGCCAGACUAUAUGUGAGAACUGGGAACGUAAUUUCAAAACGAUCAAAGAGUUCCUCAUAGAAAACCUAAAAGACAAAAAAACAACCGAAAUGCUUAACGAAUUUGAAAAUUCCGAUGCGGAGAAAGAAGAUGCGGUUCUUUGUCUCCUUAGAAGCUUACACUGUUACCUUUUUCCAACAAAGCCAGUUGUAAUGAAGUCAACAACAGCACGACCGAAAUCGUUUCAAAGGUUCACUAUCAAGGACUCCCAACAGGCUUUUAUUUUUGAAGCAGAAAGCGUUCAGCAAAUCGAAGACCACCUCGAUUUUUGCAAAAGCCGUCAAAACAACAUUCAACCCUUCAUCUUAGCCCUCCUGAAAAACGACGCUCCUGCAGAAUACUUUGUGUAUCUGGACGGAUAUAAACUGGUAUUUAAAAAAAUUCUGCGUGCAGUUGACAUCUGCCUCAAAAGUUUUUUUAUUUUUAAUUUACAAUACCCAGCGGCCUGCGAGCAUUUUUGGAUUUUUAUUCAAUAUUUUUUUUACUCAAUUCAACCACAAAAAAAAGAUAUCACUUCACGUAUAAGUACUUUAGUAGAAACACUUAAACAAUAAAAUACUUUUAAGACAUUUUAAAUUUAAAUACCUCUUUUAUUCUUCUACAAAAAGUUUAGAAGGUCCUGAAACAGAAUUUUAAAAUAAGAAAUGAAAGCUUUGAGGCACUUUUAGGUACAUGCAAUCUAUGGGAGGAGUCUAUCUCAACUAAUCUGGAAAUGUUUGGAUAAGUAUCAUAAUAAUUAUUUUUAUAAUUUAUAAUGACGCUUUUUCUAUUUCUAGGUGAACAUUUUCAUCGGUAUUAAUAAUAAAAUUCAAUAAUGCGAUGAAACAGCAUUUCAUUAAUCUGAUGCGUUCCUGUUCUGAGUACUGAUGAUAGAAUUUAUCAGUAUUAUGAAUAUAUAUAAUCAUCUUAAUAAUGAAGAGAUUCAAAGCUGUUGAAUGACCGUGAUUAAGAUGAAUUUUUAUUCAUAAUAUUGAUGAAGUCGAUCAUCAGUACGAAGAAUAUAAAUGCUUUUUAUUUAUGAAUAGUAUCAUCGCAUAAACGAAUCCUAUUAUUCAUAUUGAUGAAUAUAUUCACUUUAUUGAUGAAAAAUGAUCAUCAUAUUGAUGUAUAGGAUCUUCAAUAUGAUGAAAAUGUGAAUCUUAUUGAUGAAAAUAUUCACUGAAUUGAUG